UCCUCCCCUCGCCCGCUGACCGGUCUGUGGAGCGGCCGGCGGGGCAUGCCAGCCGCGUCCCGCUGAAUGGCGCCGCUCCGCCGCCGGCCGCUGCUGCGGCCGCUGCUGCUCCUGCUGCCGCUGCCAGGAGUGUGGUGCUUUAGUGAACUGUUUUUUGUGAAAGAGCCUCAGGACRUUACUGUCUCAAGGAAGGAUCCGGUGGUUUUAGACUGCCAAGCGCGUGGUGAAGCUCCUAUAACUAUUACAUGGCUGAAAAAUGGAGGCAAAGUGUCUGAAAAUGAACGGAUCUACACUUUAUCCAAUGGCUCGUUGUAUAUCAGUGAGGUAGAAGGAAAGAAGGGAGAACUGUCUGAUGAAGGAUUUUACCAGUGCUUAGCUCUGAACAAAUAUGGAGCUAUUCUCAGUCAAAAAAGCCACCUCACACUAGCAACCAUUUCUGCAUUUGAAGUCCAGCCACUUUCRACUGAAGUCCAAGAAGGCGGAGUGGCUCGAUUUGCCUGUAAAAUAACAGCAAACCCCCCUGCCACUGUGACAUGGGAAGUGAACAGAACAACUUUACCUUUAGUCAAGGACAGGAUAACUGUUCUGCCUACAGGAGUGCUCCAGAUCUAUGGAGUUGAGCAGAAAGAUGCUGGUUAUUACCGAUGUGUUGCCACAACAGCAGCCAAUAGGCGUAAAAGCACCGAGGCAGUGCUGAGUGUUAUUCCAGCCUCAGACUUGAAGCCUUUUCACAAGCCAUCUAUAAUAGCUGGUCCUCAAAACAUUACAGCAUCUCUUCAUCAAACUGUCAUACUGGAGUGUGUAGCCACAGGGAAUCCAAAGCCAAUCAUCUCAUGGAGCCGGUUAGACCAUAAAUCCAUCGAUGUCUUCAACACCCACAUCCUGGGCAAUGGGAACCUCAUGAUCUCUGAUGUGAAGGUGCAGCACGCAGGUGUCUACGUGUGUCGGGCCACGAUUCCCGGCACUCGCAACUUCACGGUGGCGAUGGCAACUCUCACUGUGCUGGCUCCACCUUCAUUUGUGGAAUGGCCAGAAAGCUUAACAAGGCCCAGAGCUGGUACUGCUCGUUUUGCUUGUCAAGCAGAAGGAAAUCCUGCCCCCAAAAUUUCAUGGUUGAAAAAUGGAAGGAGAAUACACUCCAAUGGUAGAAUAAAAAUGUAUAACAGUAAAUUGGUGAUUAACCAGAUCAUUCCUGAGGACGAUGCCAUUUACCAGUGCAUGGCUGAGAACAGCCAGGGCUCCAUCCUGUCCCGGGCCAGACUGACGGUGGUSAUGUCGGAGGACAGACCCAGCGCACCCUACAACGUCCACGCUGAGACCAUGUCGAGCUCAGCAAUCCUGCUGGCCUGGGAGAGGCCUCUCUACAACUCAGACAAAGUCAUUGCAUACUCUGUGCAUUACAUGAAAGCAGAAGGUUUAAAUAAUGAAGAGUACCAAGUGGUCAUUGGAAAUGAUACAACCCAUUACAUUAUUGAUGACUUGGAGCCAGCCAGCAACUACACCUUCUAUAUUGUGGCUUACAUGCCUCUGGGAGCCAGUCAGAUGUCAGAUCAUGUGACUCAGCACACCCUUGAAGAUGUUCCCUUGAGAGCUCCUGAGAUCAGUUUGACGAGCAAGAGUCCUACAGAUAUUCUGAUAUCCUGGCUGCCAAUUCCUGCGAAAUACAGGAGGGGCCAGGUGGUGCUGUACCGUCUGUCCUUCCGCCUCAGCACUGAGACCAAAAUCCAAGUGCUGGAGCUCCCCAGCUCUUUGGAUGAGUAUUUGCUCGAGGGUCUGGAACCCGACAGCGUUUACUUGGUUCGGAUCACCGCUGCCACGAGGAUUGGCUGGGGAGAGGCRUCGCUGUGGACCUCGCACCGAACUCCCAAAGCCACAAGUGUCAAAGCUCCCAAGUCUCCUGAGCUGCGUUUGGAGCCCAUGAACUGCACAACCAUCGCGGUGCAGUGGCACCAGGACUCUGAGGACACCGCAGCGGUCCAGGGAUACAAACUCUACUACAAGGAGGAGGGGCAGCAGGAGAAYGGCCCAAUUCUGCUGGAUGCCAGMGACCUGGAAUACACUGUCAGUGGCUUGGAUCCUAGAAGAAAAUACCAUGUGAGGCUGCUGGCAUACAACAGUAUGGAAGAAGGUUAUCAGGCUGACCAAACAGUCAGCACUCCAGGAUGUGUCUCUGUUCGUGACCGCAUGGUGCCACCCCCGCCGCCUCCUCACCACGUCUAUGCCAAAGCUAACACCUCAUCCUCCAUCUACCUCCACUGGGGAAAGCCAGCCUUCACCUCAGCUCAGCUCAUCAACUACACCGUGCGCUGCAACCCCGUGGGGCUGCAGAACGCCUCGCUGGUUCUCUACCUCCAAACGUCAGAGACUCAUAUGUUGGUUCAAGGUCUUGAGCCAAAGACCAUGUAUGAAUUUGCAGUUCGACUGCAYGUGGACCAGCUCUCCAGUCCUUGGAGUCCUGUAGUCUACCACACUACCCUCCCAGAAGCACCAUCUGGCCCUCCAGUAGGAGUGAAGGUGACUUUGAUAGAGGAUAAUACUGCUUUGGUUUCCUGGAAGCCACCUGAUGGUCCUGAAACAGUUGUUACACGUUACAUUAUCCUCUAUGCAUCCAGGAAGUCUUGGAUUGCUGGGGAAUGGCAAGUGUUGCACAGAGAAGGAGCAAUGACCAUGGCUUUGCUGGAAAACCUUGUAGCAGGAAACAUAUAUUUGGUGAAAAUAGCAGCCUCCAAUGAAGUGGGAGAAGGACCCUUCUCAAAUGCAGUGGAAUUUGCCGUCCUGCCAAAGGAGRCAUCAGAGUCUAACCAGAGACCUAAACGCUUGGAUUCUGGAGAUUCCACAACUUAUUCUGACUAUUACCAUCUGGACCAGAAAUCAAUGACUGGCAUUGUUGUUGGGGUUUGCAUAGCCUUAACCUGCAUCCUUAUCUGCAUCCUGAUCUUAAUUUAUCGCAGUAAAGCCAGGAAAACAUCUGCUCCUAAGCCUGUGCAGCAAAGCACUGACCAGCUGUCACGUACCAGCAUCUCAUUAGCCAGUCCUAAUGAGGUAGAGAAGAAUAUUGAAGGAAUUGCAGAGAAUGAAGAAUCCUUAUUGCCAAUGAUAGUGGGCAACAGCUUCAUCGAUGCGAAGGGAGGAUCCGAUCUGAUUAUUAACAGCUAUGGGCCUGUCACAAAAACUAAUGGCAAGAAAAGGUGGCUGUUCUUCCAGGAUGCUAAGAAGGUGAAGACUGAGGAGCCCCAGAGGAGCUUCGUGCAGGCGGUGUGUCUGUACCAGCCCGGCCCCACGGUGCUGCUCGGCUCCCCCGGCUCCCCUGGCCAGCAGCCCGGCUUCCCGGUGCCCUUCAGCGUGGCRGCCGACACGGAGCACUCGGCCAACAGCGAGGGAAGCCACGAGACUGGCGACUCCGGAAGGUUUUCUCACGAGUCAAACGAUGAGAUCCACCUGUCCUCAGUGACRAGUGUCACCCCUCCUGGCUGCAGCCCUCUGGCCAGCAGUGACUCGGGUACGAGCGCGGGCAGCCCGGCCACGAGCGGCUGCACCGAGACCCCGCUGCUGUUUGCUGCUGAGCACAGUCCCAGCUGCCCCCUGCAGAUACAGCCCCUGGUGCCCAACUGACACCCGGGGCUGUGCUGGACAUUCUGUGUGUGUCUGUUCGAAGGACAAUGAACAGGGAGCCAAAGUUUUAUUGUGGAAAGCCUGACUAACCUAGCAGGUGAUCCAUAGUUAUGUUGAAUGUUUUCCUUUGUUUUGGUUUGUUUUUUUAAAGCUCACUCAUUUUGAAUGUUCAGUAGUCAAAAAAUGUGAAAGGAGUGAAGAUUUCUGACUAAAGUUAAAAAUAUGUCACUGGAGCAAAGGGAAGGCUGUUGGCCCUUUUGCUGACUAUCUACCUCAGUUUGCCGAGAGGUGAACUCUGAAUGAUGACUGCUUUACCUCAUUUGUGUUCUAGUUGGUCUCAGCUAUGGAACUGAUGAUACUUCCUAGUAGUGUUGUUU
Malurus melanocephalus (red-backed fairy wren) is the source of this 3989-nucleotide messenger RNA. It is a transcript of the gene PRTG, whose product is annotated as protogenin. NCBI's taxonomy places the organism in Eukaryota, Metazoa, Chordata, Aves, Passeriformes, Maluridae. Gene Ontology annotation, cellular component: axon; plasma membrane. Gene Ontology annotation, molecular function: protein binding. The transcript is spliced from 20 exons. The record is from RefSeq and is a predicted model, not a curated record. Gene Ontology annotation, biological process: axon guidance; cell-cell adhesion.